AUGGGCCUGCGCUACUGCCUCGACGGCAAUAAUAUGUCAGGACAACGCCAUCUCCCCCCUGAAGUCGGGGAGCAGCCUCCACAGCCAACCUUGGAGGCCCCAGGGCCAGCUGCCCCCGGUGCUGGGCCUGGCCCAGCCGAAGAGAUGGAGACCCAACCGCCUGCCAGCAAGCCCGUCCCCACACAGGCUGACGCCGAGGCCUGUGGACCCCCAGAGGUCUCCGGGGGCACCCUGGAGGGCCUCGCCGUGGCGGCUGACCAGGAAUUCGGAGGCAAUGGAGGCUACAGCCCACCUCCCGAGGAAGCCAUGCCUUUUGAGGUCCAGCAGCCCAGCAUGGGAGGCUUUUGGCCCACCCCGGGGCCCAUCGCAGGCCUCGAGGCCUCUGUGGAUCCCGGAGUCUCGGGCAGUGCCGGGCCUGGCCUGGGAGGCUACAGCCCCCCACCAGAAGAAGCCAUGCCCUUCGAGUUCGAGCAGCCUGCUGGCCAGGGAGGCUGCAGCCAGCCAGCGUCGGGGGUCCCCGACCUCGCUCCCGGUGGCCCCGGCCUGGGGGUCCCUGGAGCUCCUCCCGGGAAGUCCGGGGCGCUCAGGCCUGCCAGCACUGGCCUUGGAGGAGGCUAUAGCCCUCCCCCCGAGGAGGCUAUGCCAUUUCAGCUUGAUGGAGAGGCCCCUGGGGACGACAGCCCACCCCCCGGGCUCCCCUGGGCGCUCCCACAAGUUGCCAACAGCGACGGUGGCAGCGGCGCGGCAAUCGCGGUCCCGAGUGCGAUCUGCCUCGCUCCCGCCAGCGACGCGCCACCCCUCUGGGUCCCAGAGGCUGUCAGAGCUGCUGCUAACUUCGCGGGCGCCAGCCCCCCGAUGGAGAUCGCCGGACCCCCGCUCGAGAUGCGCAGCGCCCCCGUCGGGGUCGACGACGCUCCCGUCAACAUGGACAGCCCCCCAAUCGCGAGUGAUGGCCCGCCCAUCGAGGUCUCCGGAGCCCCAGAUAAGAGGGAGCGCGGCGAGAGACCCCCAGUUGAGGGAGAAGCAGCCGAGAUGGAAGGAGGCUCGGUCAGCGCCUCUGCGGAGAAAGGAGAAGUCCCCUCUCCGGGGGACGGAGCCUCGGGCGCCCCAGCCGGGGCCGCUCCCGCCGCCGGAGCCGCUCCUGCCGCCCCAGCCGAGCCCGAAGCCGGGGGAGCCCCGGCCGCUCCUGACACCGCGGCCGCCGGGGCAGCCGAUGCCGACGCCGACACCCGCGCAGCCCCCGGCGCCGCAGCCGAGUCCGGUGCUGGGGCCGCCCCGGGCGCCCCAGCCGUUCCUGAUGCCGGGGCAGCCCCGGGUGCCCCGGCCGAGCGCGCCGCAGCCGCCGGGGCCCCCCGGGCAGCCCCCGCCGCGCCUGCCUCCGGGGCCAGACGCAGGCUCCAUCUGCUCAGACCCCCCAGCCCCGAGAUCCAGGCUGCUGACCCGCCUACUCCGCGGCCUGCUCGCGCGGCUGCCUGGCGGGGCAGAGCUGAGCGCGGCCGAAGCCGCCGCCGCCGCUGCGACGACGAGGGGCCGACCAGCAGCGACGCCGACUCCUCCAGCGGGGACGAGUCCGAAGAGAGGGCCACCGGCUGCUUCCACUGGUUCCAGCGCCGAACGCGCCGCCGCCGAAAGCCCCGGCGCAACUUGCUCCGCAAAUUCCUGGUGCAGGCUUUCGGGGGCUGCUGCGGUGGUCGACCUGAGAGCCCCCAGCCCAAGCCCGCGAGCCCCAGCAAGGCCAAGAAGGUUUCUCUGGCAGAGAAGCGCCGACAGAUGCGCAAGGAGGCCAUGGAGCAGCGCGCCAAGAAGCGCGCCGAGAAGAAACGCAGCAGGCUCAUCGACAAGCAGCUGCAGGCCGAGAAGAUGGGCUACAUGUGCACUCACCGCCUGCUGCUUCUAGGGAGAACAGUGGUGCCGAGCGACACUGCGGGUCGUUUCCGGCUGGACAGGCCAGCGCCAGCGACCGAAAGGAGACGUAAGGAAAUGGGGUGGCGGGCGGCGCGGGGGGGGGGACCCGCCUCUGCCGGGGAGUCUGGUAAAAGCACCAUUGUGAAGCAAAUGAGGAUCCUGCAUGUUAAUGGGUUUAAUGGAGAGGGCGGCGAAGACGACGCGCAGGCUGCCAGGAGCAACAGCGAUGGUGAGAAGGCCACGAAGGUGCAGGACAUCAAAAACAACCUGAAGGAGGCCAUCGAAACCAUCGUGGCCGCCAUGAGCAACCUGGUGCCCCCGGUGGAGCUGGCCAACCCUGAGAACCAGUUCAGAGUGGACUACAUUCUGAGCGUGAUGAACGUGCCUGACUUUGACUUCCCUCCCGAGUUCUACGAGCACGCCAAGGCUCUGUGGGAGGACGAAGGAGUGCGGGCCUGCUACGAGCGCUCCAACGAGUACCAGCUGAUUGACUGCGCCCAGUACUUCCUGGACAAGAUUGACGUGAUCAAGCAGGCCGACUACGUGCCCAGCGACCAGGACCUGCUGCGCUGCCGCGUCCUGACCUCUGGAAUCUUUGAGACCAAGUUCCAGGUGGACAAAGUCAACUUCCACAUGUUCGAUGUGGGCGGCCAGCGCGACGAGCGCCGCAAGUGGAUCCAGUGCUUCAACGACGUGACCGCCAUCAUCUUCGUGGUGGCCAGCAGCAGCUACAACAUGGUCAUCCGCGAGGACAACCAGACCAACCGCCUGCAGGAGGCGCUGAACCUCUUCAAGAGCAUCUGGAACAACAGAUGGCUGCGCACCAUCUCCGUGAUUCUGUUCCUCAACAAGCAAGACCUGCUGGCGGAGAAGGUGCUGGCCGGGAAAUCCAAGAUCGAGGACUACUUCCCCGAGUUUGCCCGCUACACUACUCCUGAGGAUGCUACUCCCGAGCCCGGAGAGGACCCACGCGUGACUCGGGCCAAGUACUUCAUCCGCGACGAGUUCCUGAGAAUCAGCACCGCUAGUGGAGAUGGGCGCCACUACUGCUACCCUCACUUCACCUGCGCUGUGGACACCGAGAACAUCCGCCGCGUGUUCAACGACUGCCGUGACAUCAUCCAGCGCAUGCACCUGCGUCAGUACGAGCUGCUCUAAGAGGGAACCCCAGCCGGGACGACAGCCUUAAGCACAAUUAUUAAGAAUGAAAUGUAAUUGUACAAGCAGUUAAUCACCCACCAUAGGGCAUGAUUAACAAUGCAGCCUUUCCUUUCCCCCGAGUGAUUCUGAAAAACCCCCUUUUCCCUUCCGCUUGCUUAGAUAUUCUAAAUUUAGAAAGCUUAAGGCGGCCUGCAGAAAAAGAAAAAGGCCACAAACGUUCCCUCUCUCUUUCAUUAAAAAAAUUAAUAGCAGCAAACAGAAAUAAAGAAAUAAAUAAUUGAAGCAAAUGAAAUGAAUAUUGUAUUGUGCAGCAUUAAAAAAUCAAAAUAAAAAUUAAAUGUGAGCAAAGGA
Messenger RNA from Lepus europaeus (European hare), 3417 nucleotides. It is a transcript of the gene GNAS, whose product is annotated as GNAS complex locus. Gene Ontology annotation, cellular component: heterotrimeric G-protein complex. Gene Ontology annotation, biological process: adenylate cyclase-activating dopamine receptor signaling pathway; sensory perception of chemical stimulus. The coding region runs from base 1 to 3063 and encodes 1020 amino acids. Lineage: Eukaryota; Metazoa; Chordata; Mammalia; Lagomorpha; Leporidae. The record is from RefSeq and is a predicted model, not a curated record. The transcript is spliced from 16 exons. Gene Ontology annotation, molecular function: beta-2 adrenergic receptor binding; G-protein beta/gamma-subunit complex binding; GTP binding.